Eimeria tenella is the source of this 315-nucleotide messenger RNA. RefSeq lists its product as uncharacterized. NCBI's taxonomy places the organism in Eukaryota, Apicomplexa, Conoidasida, Eucoccidiorida, Eimeriidae. The transcript has 2 exons. The annotation marks the transcript as partial. The record is from RefSeq and is a predicted model, not a curated record.
CAGCUGCAGCGCAGCAGCAUCGUGUACGUGGGGCUGCUCUUCUGCGGCAUCCACCUGCACAUCGCAACGGCGGACUUGCUCUGCGAGGGGGUUUACUGCAAGCUGGUGAAGGCGAAACCCUCGAUCGGCGCAAAGCUGGUGGCGUUUUUGUCGUUUUGCAACUCCAUGGGCCACCUCGUCGGCAAAACCCUAGUUGGGCCGAUAAGCGACAAGUACGGGACGAGGCCGCUGCUGUACAUAACGCUGCCUUUGGUGCUGCAGACGCUGCUGCCGAUUUCGCUGAACUUCCUGGGCGAGCCGCGCGCGGACCCGUAA